Molecule: messenger RNA, 469 nt
Organism: Drosophila rhopaloa
Lineage: Eukaryota; Metazoa; Arthropoda; Insecta; Diptera; Drosophilidae
Exons: 2
Coding region: 239-469 (76 amino acids)
Source: RefSeq, a predicted model, not a curated record
AACUCUUACCGUUUUCAAACAGCGCCAAAUGAACUUACCCAUAAUCAAGUGGAGAAUUGUUCGAUUAUUAAUUUAAAUCAGCAACUUGGAUUAACAUAGUUAUGUAUCUUAUAAGGAAAAAUAUAUAUUGCCGUCAUAUAUAAACGUGCGUACAACUGUUUUUCCUGCGACAAUUUUCGGCUAUAAAAAGGUCUUUGAGGUCUCUGGAAUACAGUCACUAUUGUGUCAAAGCAAAAGAAUGAAGCUAGCAAUCCUUCUAUUGGCCGUGGUCCUAUUCGCCGGAUUCUUCCUGGUUCAGCCGACGUCUGCUCAGACGAACUCUACCACAACCACCAAUACGACCUCGGAUACAACCACUACUACGACCACUGCCAAGCCCAGCACUGUCCACAGGAAACAUUUCAGGGUCAAAGAUGUUCACUACAAAAUCGUCCGCAGAGUUAGCGUCAGCAAGAAAAAGUCUGGUUAA